Molecule: messenger RNA, 693 nt
Organism: Fonsecaea erecta
Lineage: Eukaryota; Fungi; Ascomycota; Eurotiomycetes; Chaetothyriales; Herpotrichiellaceae
Exons: 2
Coding region: 1-693 (230 amino acids)
Biological process (GO): riboflavin biosynthetic process; FMN biosynthetic process
Cellular component (GO): mitochondrion
Molecular function (GO): riboflavin kinase activity
Source: RefSeq, a predicted model, not a curated record
AUGCCACCCAACGGUCCACGCGACCCGUACGCUGGGCCUGACACAGGGCCCGAACCGCCGUUUCCUAUCAAGCUGUGCGGCCCGGUGAUUAAGGGGUUUGGGAGGGGGAGUAAAGAGCUCGGCAUUCCCACAGCCAACAUCCCCACCGAAGGCCUCUCGGCCGACCACCCAACGCUGCCGAGCGGGAUCUACUACGGCUUCGUGGGCCUGUCGCUGAAGAGCUGUCCGUCGGCUGCGGCGCCAGUGACCAGCACGAGCACCAGCACCAGCACGACCUCUGCAUCUUCACCCGCCGCCACCACUACAUCUUUAUCGUCCUCCGUACCCCCACCCCCACCGCCGCCCUUAAUCUCGAUCCACCCGGCGGUGCUCUCCAUCGGCUACAACCCGUUCUACAAGAACACGGUGCGGUCGGUGGAGAUCCACAUCCUGCACGAGUUCCCGCGCGACUUCUACGGCGCCGCCCUGAACCUGCUGAUCCUGGGCUACAUCCGGCCCGAGUACGACUACGUCAGCGUCGACGCCCUGGUCGACGACAUCCACGUCGAUUGCGCCGUCGCCGCCCGCAGCCUCGAGCGCCCGGCCUACCGCGCCUUCCGCGCCGGCGACUGGGAGGCCUGGCUCACCGAUUUCUCGUGGAUGGACCGCGUCGACCCCGCGCAGGUCGAGAGGCAGGUCCUGAACAAGGAAUAA